Brugia pahangi is the source of this 687-nucleotide messenger RNA. NCBI's taxonomy places the organism in Eukaryota, Metazoa, Nematoda, Chromadorea, Rhabditida, Onchocercidae. The record is from the annotation of a GenBank genome assembly.
AUGGAUACAGAAGCGAAAGAAGAGGAAGGUGGAUCACAAAUACCACCAUCAAAACGUUUCAGACGUGAUGAUAAUGUUGAUCCGACUAAUCCAGAUCCAUCAAUAGUUGUUCAUGUCCGGAAUUUAAGUCCGAAAGCUACUGAAGCUGAUUUAUUGGAAGCAUUAUCGCAUUUUGGUCCUAUAUCAUAUGCUACUUGUAUGCCAGGAAAACGAAUGGCAUUAGUGGAAUUUGAGGAAGUUGAAGGUGCACGUUCAUGUGUCGUUUAUGCACAGACGAAUCAAAUUUAUGUUGCCGGGCAAGCGGCUUUAUUCAAUUAUUCUACAUCUAAAAUGAUUCAACGACUGGGACUUGAAUCGGAGACACCGAAUCAUGUGCUUAUAUUGACCAUUUACAAUGCUCAGUAUCCUAUUAACGUUGAUGUCAUUCAUCAGAUAUGUGAACUGCAUGGUUUUGUGAGACGUAUUGCUAUGAUACGUCGAACAAUGUUGCAAGCAUUGGUUGAAUUUGAAAGUGCGGAAAUAGCGAAAAAGGCGAAACAUGCGAUGAAUGGCGCUGAUAUAUACUCUGGAUGCUGUACUCUCAAAGUUGAAUUUGCUAAGCCAGAACAUGUGAAAGUGACUCGGAAUGACAGUGAUCAGUGGGAUUACACGAAGGCGCCACAAUCAGGUUGUUUAUUUAAAUGUUAA